AUGUCCUCAAUUCGCAGAUACAGUUAGGGUGCCAUGACCAGGUAGGCAUAGAGUGGUACUGAGUGGUUUAUAUGAUAAUUUGCUUUUGGCUCACGUGGUACCUAUAUUGCCGCUUAUCUUCGAAGAAGUUUGACUUCAUGGCUACUCUAGUUCCCUGGCUACUUGCCAUCACUUCAGAAGAUACUGAGUAGGUAUAGGUCUUGGUACUGCCCAGGAUGUCUGUUGAGUCCUGGAAGCUAGAUUGUUCCUCGGUUGCAACUGCUGCCACAUUGCAGCUCGGCUGGCCGCAUUGGUUAUUAGGCAUUGCAAGUUGGGCUAUGUUGGCAAUCCACCCUACAUAUCACCCCAUAUAUGGAAGCUUCCAUUGGAAUAGGCAAUCAAGCGCCCACUGUCUGUGCGGUAUCAUUCGCAUGCCGAUAGCAUCAGUGCUCCUGGAUGAUCGGAGAAAUAAGAUGGAGCCUACAAUAACGUAUACUAUGUAUGCCGGGGGUAAUCGAGGGGCGGCAGGGGUUCGCUCGAGUCUGGCAGUGGCUGUGAAUGACAUGUGCUCGAGAGACUGCACUGGGUUCUCUGGACAAAUUCGUGACGAAAAUGAAGAGUACGGGUUAUUGCAGGCUGUGCUACAGCGAGCCUCGCGAUGGAAGCAUAUUCAUUUGCACUUGCACUAACCCCUCGAAUAGGAUAACCGUCUUGCUCUUCUAGAGAGACAUGUAUCAGGCAUGUAAAUUUUGUGUGCCUCAUUACUGAGUUCUUCCAAAGU
Molecule: messenger RNA, 760 nt
Organism: Xylaria bambusicola
Lineage: Eukaryota; Fungi; Ascomycota; Sordariomycetes; Xylariales; Xylariaceae
Exons: 1
Coding region: 216-668 (150 amino acids)
Source: RefSeq, a predicted model, not a curated record